Molecule: messenger RNA, 1656 nt
Organism: Aspergillus tanneri
Lineage: Eukaryota; Fungi; Ascomycota; Eurotiomycetes; Eurotiales; Aspergillaceae
Gene: ATG17
Product: autophagy-related protein 17
Exons: 1
Coding region: 1-1656 (551 amino acids)
Biological process (GO): activation of protein kinase activity; autophagy of peroxisome; piecemeal microautophagy of the nucleus
Cellular component (GO): phagophore assembly site; Atg1/ULK1 kinase complex
Molecular function (GO): protein kinase activator activity; molecular adaptor activity
Source: RefSeq, a predicted model, not a curated record
AUGUCAUCAUCAGAAUCACUCUCCACUUCCACUGUAGCUCCUAACCUGGAAGCUACACAAGGCCGAGAAACUGCAAUGCCUCAAUUGGAGACCCUCAUAUCUCAUUUGGUAGCAGCUAAGAGGUCUUUAUCUUCAAUCAGCCAUGUAUGGCGUGCGAAUGAGAUCGUCACGGCCGCCCGCUCCACACUAGAAGAGAGUGUUGUAGUAUCUGCACGGACGGGGUUUCUCCGUCGUGGACUGAAUAAUCAGCUACGCCUCCUCUAUAAUGUCCGCACUGAGGUAGAGGAAAUCUCUCUCCGCGGUCGAUCGGAGUUUGCGGGUGUGUUGAAGAGUUUAGAUGCCGCCGAUGGUCGGCUGCGAAAAACGCUAGACCUACUGCGGGAAACAAUUGUCCAUGGUUCAUUUCGGCCUGAGGGCGAAGAGACCAAAAGCUUGCAUGAUUUUGUGGACGAACGUGGAGUAGAGGAACUUCAUACGUCUUUAAAGAGCUCAAUAGAUCGCACGAAUGCUGUUCAAGUGGAACUGGACACUUCCAACGCUGCGUUUGAUGAUGAACUCAGGUCUAUCAAGAAAGCACUCGGCAAUUAUCGAACAGCAACCAAGUUGGCAUCGUCCAGGUCAUCUGCUUCAUCUUCAUCUUCCUCUGCAUCCAACUCUAGCUUACCAUCCCUGUCCUCAAUGCCAUCAAUGCUACAUUCCUUGGAAAUGCACGCCCAGGAAAUGGCUAAUUUAUUGGAAUCUCUGGUCCGUCACUUUGAUCUUUGUGUCACUGCUGUCAAGCACACCGAAGGUGGAGGGGCCGCAGCUCGAUCUAUCACAGGUGAUAUGCCUGCUGCGGUGCACGUUAGCGGUCGUGGCGUCCCUAACAUUGAGGAAGGCAUCAACGCCAAUUUAAAUGCCCCCCUUGAUCCCCUCAGUGACUCUGAAUAUCAGGAAAUGGUCAAUGUCUUGAUAAAAGAUGCUGCGGAGGCAGAAGACGUUGUAAUGGAAAUCCAAGAUCGUAUCGCGGAGAUGGAAUCUGUCCUGGAGCACAUGGUAGCUCAGCGUGAUACCUUUCUUUCGAUUUAUAAUGCUACCGCAAGUGUUUUCAAACACCUCUCCUCUCUCGCUACUACACGUUUACCCGGAUAUAUAUCACAGGCCCACAAUUUCACCCGUGUUUGGAACGAAGAACAUGAGCAUAUCGGAGCUGGUUUAUCAGAUCUUUCCGACCUCAAUUCCCUAUAUGAUGGUUUCUUAGAUGCAUAUGACGGUCUUAUCCUUGAGGUAGCUCGCCGGAGACAUGUGCGACAUCGUGUUGAAAAGGUACUCCGUGAUUGCAAGCAUAAGUUGGACCAGCUGUAUGAGGAAGAUGUCAAUGCCCGUGAGACAUUCCGGGUGGAGCAAGGCGACUAUCUACCGUCUGACAUCUGGCCUGGAAUCGGCCGUGAACCGAUGCGAAUAGAAUUCCAUCGCAUAUCAGGCGGUAAUCUCAAGGGUAUAGCUACGCAAGCCGAUGACCAACAAGAAACGGCGGCGACUGAGGCCGCGGAAGAAGACCGAACGGCACCAGUGGCAGAAAACAUCGAGAAUGGGGAAGUUAUUCCUGAACUACCGAAGGAUGUAGUUGAGCAAGCUCUGAUCCGUGUCAGAACUAGGACGAGACAUGCUGCCUAG